Messenger RNA from Momordica charantia (bitter melon), 1437 nucleotides. Its product is annotated as P-loop containing nucleoside triphosphate hydrolases superfamily protein. Gene Ontology annotation, cellular component: mitochondrion. Gene Ontology annotation, biological process: mitochondrial translation. Gene Ontology annotation, molecular function: GTPase activity; GTP binding. Lineage: Eukaryota; Viridiplantae; Streptophyta; Magnoliopsida; Cucurbitales; Cucurbitaceae. The record is from RefSeq and is a predicted model, not a curated record.
CGUCCCCCCUCGGCGCUGUCUCAAAAUUACCAUGAACUCCGCCGUAGACGAUCUCUUCCCCCGACCCGCGAAACAGUACUAUAUAAUCUUCCGAGUCUAAACAUCGAUUCGAAGUUUGGAGCCAAAAAUGGCCGCGGCAACAUUCGCGAGAAGAAUAGGUACGGCUAUUAAGGAAACAGCAAUCGGAAACCGGACAUCCGGCGGAUGGUACGAUCCUCACAUGGCGGCCGCUUCUCGUGCCGUCGCCGAACGAAUUCCACUGGUUGAUUUUGUUCUUGAGGUCAGAGAUGCUAGGAUUCCAGUGUCAUCUGAAUAUGAAAUCAUGAAAAAUCAUUCACCAUCCUCGAAACGAAUCAUUGUAAUGAACAAGGUGGACCUGGCGGAUCGGUCACAGACAGAGGUUUGGACAAAGUAUUUUGAAGAUCACAAUUGCGUUUCUUAUGGCGUUAAUGCCCAUAAUAAGGAUAACAUUAGGGAGUUUCUGAACUUUCUACAAGCUAGAGUGAGAGAACUGAAGAAGAGUGGUCAUUCUAGUCAUGCCACAACAAUGAUGCUGGUUGGAAUUCCAAAUGUUGGUAAGUCGGCCCUUGCCAACUCUCUGCACCAAAUUGGGAGAAUUAGUGCUGCAGAAAAAGGGAAGUUGAAGCAUGCUGUGGUGAGUCCAGAGCCUGGUGAAACAAAAAAUAUCAGCAGCUUGAAGAUAGCUAGUCAUCCCAAUAUUUAUGUGUUGGACACCCCAGGCAUUUUGCCUCCCAAGAUUCUCAAUAUCGAGGUCUGUUCCAAGCUUGCUUUAACAGGAGCUAUUAGAGACAUCUUAGUUGGGGAAAGAGUAAUUGUACAGUACCUUUUAACUAUUCUCAACUCAAGUGAUAAAUAUAAGAAGUGGGCAAGUUUGUCUGCCACCAACUGUGACAGCUCGUUGGAGUGUUCAACUUGCUCAAAUUCAGAGAGUCAGAAAAGGGGGUACCCCUCUGAUCACACGCAGGACUUUAUUGUAAACGAUGUUCGUAGGAUUCUCUUCGAAACUAUAUCAUCUUUUGAUGGUAAAACGGAGGAUGAAAAGGACAUGGGAAACUUUAUUGAGGUACAAUUGCUUGCUCUGCACAAAGCUUUGCACGUUCCUAUGGAUUCUAGCAAUGAUGCUUCUACCAAGGUUGCUUCUAAACUUUUGAAUCUUUAUCGUACCGGGAGGCUUGGUCGUUACACACUUGAUUCUGUACCUGUUAAUUCCUAGUUUACAAAACCUUGUAAGAUUAUGCUGCUUGAUAUAGUUUCUUUUCAGCCUCCACAUUCAUUACAUUACACAAUCGGCGGCACAUUCUCUGUACAUAAAAUUGGUAAAAAGAUGGAACGGACAGGUAAAAAACACUAAAAAACUUUUCUUGUCAUGGAAGUUUCGAGGAAACGUCCUGAAAUUCCAUCAACUUUUUUUUUUUU